UAAAAAUCCAAUAAAACACUGAAGAGAGGGAACGGAAGAGUGAGAGCUCAGAGAAACCCUAAGCUCGCUAUAGGCAUCUCUACCGCCAUCUCCACCGCCGCCUCCGCCGCCGCCUCCGCCGCUAUUGCCGCCAUCGCUGCCACUAGAGUUCAUCUCUUUUCUGCUUCUACCAUAAAGCUACUGAGAUCGAGCCAAGGCUCCUCCUUCAUCAGCGCGUUUACAGAUCUAAUCGCAACAAGCAUUUGAGAUCAAGAGAAAGUGCCUCUUCGGUCAAUGACGCUCGUGUUCUCCAUCGGCAUUCUAUCCCUUCUGUUUUUCCCCAAGACAACUGUGGAUGUUUUUGCAUUGGUGCUGGAAUUUGGAGGCAAUGCAUUGACAGAAGAUCAAGUUGCUGAAUUCCGAGAAGCUUUUAGCUUCAUUGACAAGGACCAUGACGGAUUUAUUAGCGUGGAUGAAUUGGCAACCAUUAUUAAAUCAUUGGAAGGUAAUCCAACAAAAGAAGAAAUCCAACAUAUGAUUAGUGAAGUUGAUAUUGACGGGAGUGGGAGCAUAGGUUUUGAAGAGUUCAUCAAUAUCAUGGCUACAAAAAUGAAGGAAAAUUUGGCUGAGGAGCUAAAAGAAGAAUUCUAUUUAAAUUUUAUAAAUAACUAUUUGCUCCUCGUCAAGAAGGAUCAACAGGGACACAGGGAAGCAAGUUUAACAAAAACGAGGCUCUCCAUAGAAUGGUUCAAGUUUAGCUUUUAUAGAGCAAGUCAGCAAGGCAAGAUCAUUAUUUUACACACUUCAUGAACUUACAGCAAAUUCCAAAUUAAAGCACUACCACAGGUCCUAAAUAAGUGUCCAAAUCCAAAAUUUCACCUUAAACAGAAUCUAGAAAAGUACUGUAAAGCAGCUAUUAAUUAUUCUGGCCUCCUUCUCCUGCAUAUACAAGGCCAAGAAGGUGGCGAAAGUAAAUAUUAGUGCUGGUGGAACAACUCCUUUACACAUUGCAGCUGAUUAUAUUACAAUGCUAUAAUUAAAAGUUUGAUUGGUAAGAUUUGUCAUUGCUAGUUGGUUUGAUAUUAUGCCUGUGUUUGGAUUAGCUUAUUUUGUGUUCAUAACAGUUUAUAAGCAAAGUUUUACUAGAGAUUUGGGUGAAGAAUAUUGUUGCACAACUAAAAUUAUCUGCCAAAAAUUUUAUCACAACUAAAAUUUUAUCUUUUUUUUAAGGGUUUGAAGACAAAGGGUGUGAAGUAAGUCCUGUCUCAUACCUAAGAGCCGAUUUUGUAGAACCCAAUGCAUUGGUUUGUGUUGGCAAGUAUCUGAGUCAAUUGUUGCUUGAUUUGAAUAAUUUCAUAAUGCAGAAAAUUGAACUUGCUUUCGUUUGGGGAUGAAGCUGAAGAAGAAGAAAAGGAAUUGGCAUUGGUGAAGUAAAAGAUUAAGAGCAGUCAUGAUGUCUUGAAUGAUCCCUGUCUUUUGAAGGAAGAACUCCCAACAAUGAAAUGAGUAAAGCAAGGGAUUUGCAGUUAACUGUAAGAGAUGCACUAAAAACCAAGAAGGAAAAGCCUCGGAAAGAGUUAGAAACUCCUUUACACAUUAUGCUAAAACACUGUUGGACUCUCCUUGUAGUGUAUUUGUUGGAAUAAAUGAAGUCUCAGCUCAAAAUUGCUGCCGUUGUUGCUAUUAGCUAGCUCUGGACUCAUUCCAUGGUUAGUGCCACCAUUGACAUUUAUACAUUUUUUUAGUUUAGUAUCAUAACUACUUGUAGAGCAAUUGGUAAUUGACUCUGAUUGAUGUCACUAUACUAGAAGGAUAACUUAAUAUUAAUGAUAUUUAAGCAUUUGUAUUUGAUAUAGUAAGAAGUGUAUUGUUUUAGA
Arachis ipaensis is the source of this 1856-nucleotide messenger RNA. NCBI's taxonomy places the organism in Eukaryota, Viridiplantae, Streptophyta, Magnoliopsida, Fabales, Fabaceae. The record is from RefSeq and is a predicted model, not a curated record.